Schistosoma curassoni is the source of this 1134-nucleotide messenger RNA. NCBI's taxonomy places the organism in Eukaryota, Metazoa, Platyhelminthes, Trematoda, Strigeidida, Schistosomatidae. The record is from the annotation of a GenBank genome assembly.
AUGGUUACAAGGACUUAUUUUGAUAAACAGAAUCACGUAUCUGGGCUUCAAUUUCUUCGUUUGAGCAAGUUUAUUCCUAUACAUUCAAUUCUAAUAAUGGGAAGAAGUAAAUUACAAAUAUAUGGUCCAAAUGGUGAAAUUUAUCAACCUACAUUAAAACUUCAAUCAAAUACUAAUCCUGAAAAAGAUGCUGAAGAACUUUAUCAAGCAAUGAAAGGAUGGGGAACUGAUGAACAUCGUAUCAUUAAUGUUUUGGGUUAUCGUAAUUCUAUUCAACGAAUUCAAAUAGGAGAAACGUUUAAAGCAAUGUAUGGAAAGGAUUUAAUAGAUGAAUUAUCUAGUGAAACAAGCGGUCAUUUUAAAAAACUACUUAAAAUGUUAUUAACUGAUAUAGAUAUAGUGAAUGCACGUGCAUUAUAUAAAGCAAUUAAUGGUGCAGGUACUGAUGAAGAAACAAUUAUUGAAGUUUUAUGUACAUCAACUAAUACUGAAAUUGAAAAUAUUAAACAAGCAUAUCAAUAUGUCCUAAAGGCUUAUGGAGUCAGCGAUCCUAGAAGAACUUUAGAAAGUGAUGUUCAAAAUGAUUUAAGUGGACAUUUUCAAAAUCUAGUCGUUGCAUUACUUCAAGCUAGUCGUGAUGAAAUUUCAUAUGAAGAUGUUGAAAAAAUUAGUACAAAAGGAUUGAAAAGUAUAGUGAAUAUGAAUCAAGUUGAACAAGAUGUUGAAACAUUAUGGGAUGCUGGUGAAGCACAUCUAGGAACUGAUGAAUCUGCUAUCAUUCGAAUUAUAACCGGUCGAAAUGUUUGGCAUUUACAAGAAGUUGCUCGUCUGUUUGAAAAGAAAUAUGAUAAAACAUUGGUCGAUUCAUUAGCGUCUGAAACAUCUGGAGAUUUUGAAAGUGCUCUUUUAUUAACCUUAAAUACUUGUUUAAAUCGUCCAAAAGCUUAUUCUGAUUUAUUGUUGAAAGCAAUGAAAGGUGCCGGUACCGAUGAUUGUACACUAAUGCGUAUUAUUGUGACAAGAAGUGAGACUGUUAUAGAUAUAGAAUUCAACUGUAAAGAUGAAUCAAGAGAGAUAAAACAUUUCAAGGAAAUUCCUAAGAACCUGACAUAUAGGUUAACCUAUAGUCAAUAG